Molecule: messenger RNA, 1038 nt
Organism: Megalobrama amblycephala (Wuchang bream)
Lineage: Eukaryota; Metazoa; Chordata; Actinopteri; Cypriniformes; Xenocyprididae
Product: suppressor protein SRP40-like
Exons: 11
Biological process (GO): interleukin-15-mediated signaling pathway; positive regulation of ERK1 and ERK2 cascade; T cell activation
Cellular component (GO): membrane raft; external side of plasma membrane
Molecular function (GO): MHC class II protein binding; protein tyrosine kinase binding
Source: RefSeq, a predicted model, not a curated record
UCCCUUUAAACUCACAUGAUGAUUGAAGAGUCUGUGAUUUGUGUCUUGUGUUCAGUUUCAGUGUCUCCAUCAUCAUCAUCAUCAUCAUCAUCAUCAUCAUCCUCACAGACUGAGAUCAGUCCAGGUCGCUCUGUGACUCUCUCCUGUCAGUUGUAUUCAUAUAAUGACAUAGUUUGUAAUGAUUUGGUUAAUCCAGAGAAACAUCAUCUGUUGUGGGUGAAUCAGGCUGGUGUUGAUCUGAAGACAGACUCCAGAUAUCAGAUAUUAUUCUCAUCAGAUCACUGUAUCAUCACUCUGACUACAACACUCCUGAAUGAAGAUGACAACAGAGAGUGGAGAUGUCAGCUUACUCUCAGAAAUCAACUCCAGACCUCAGUCAGAUACACUAUCAAGUAUUCAGUCAGCAGCUCAAACUCUGAGAAGAAAUCAAGCCAAACUACAGCAGCAGCUCCUACACAAGAGAAUCAGAAGUCAUUAAAUACUCCAAACUCUGAGAGGACAGCAGCUGCUCAAACACCUGGAUUUACUGAACAACAAGAUGAACAUCUGAACAUUCAUCUUCUGAUUCCAGUCAGCAGCUCAAACUCUGAGAAGAAAUCAAGCCAAACUACAGCAGCAGCUCCUACACAAGAGAAUCAGAAGUCAUUAAAUACUCCAAACUCUGAGAGGACAACAGCUGCUCAAACACCUGGAUUUACUGAACAACAAGAUGAACAUCUGAACAUUCAUCUUCUGAUUCCAGUCAGCAGCUCAAACUCUGAGAAGAAAUCAAGCCAAACUACAGCAGCAGCUCCUACACAAGAUGUAACAUCAACUACAUCAACACUGACUCCAGAUGUCACACCAAUCUCUCUGAAUCAAGUUGUGCCAUCAACUACAGCAUCAACACUGACUCCAACCUCUCUAGUGAUUGUGAUUGUUGUCGCUUCAUUCGCUGUUCUCCUUCCUGCUCUUAUUCUCUGGAUGAUUCGCAGAAAAAGAGACGAUAACAGAAGAGGAACUGAUGACUCUGAGGAGCAGACAGAUGAUCAUGUGACU